Pungitius pungitius (ninespine stickleback) is the source of this 1462-nucleotide messenger RNA. Its product is annotated as GDP-L-fucose synthase-like. Gene Ontology annotation, molecular function: GDP-L-fucose synthase activity. NCBI's taxonomy places the organism in Eukaryota, Metazoa, Chordata, Actinopteri, Perciformes, Gasterosteidae. The transcript has 11 exons. Gene Ontology annotation, biological process: nucleotide-sugar biosynthetic process. The record is from RefSeq and is a predicted model, not a curated record. Bases 409 to 1368 code for a protein of 319 amino acids.
GAUACAAACUCAGAAGAACAAGUAACAAGAAAGUACAAUUUUCAUCAAAUAAGCAGUUUCAAAACAUGUUAUAGAAAAGUGCCAUUAUAAGUACAAUUUAAGUGCUGUGAUUUGUUAGUGCUACGGUUUGCUAGUGUUUUAGUCAAGGUAGAGUCUAAAGAGGUGUGUCUUGAGUUUUUAGCAGAAGAUGUAAAGGUUCUCUGCAGUCCUGAUGUCAUCAGAGAGCUCGCUCCACCAUCUGGGAGCCAGGACAGCAAAGAGUCGCAAUCUCACCGAGUGCUUUUCUUUCAGUCAGGUAGAAACAAGCAGCUUGGCAGAUGCAGAGCAGAGUGUGCGGGUUGGAUGUAGGGUUUCACCAUGUCCUGGAUGUAGAUUCACAGCAUUGCAGAGCCAGCACAUUGAUAAAAGAUGGCGUUGCCAAUGCGUGUCCUGGUGACGGGUGGAUCCGGGUUGGUGGGAAAAGCCAUUGAGCAUGUGGUGCAGCAGGAAGGUGGGAAACUGGACGGAGAAGAAUGGAUCUUCCUCUCCUCCAAGCAAGCUGAUCUUGUAGAUGUUGAGCAGACCAGGGCUGUGUUUGAGAAGUAUCGUCCCACUCAUGUCAUCCAUCUGGCCGCAAAAGUCGGAGGCCUCUAUCUACACAUGAGGGAGAACCUGCAAUUCUUGAGGGACAACAUCAAAAUCAAUGACAACGUGCUACACACUGCCCACGAGUCAGGUGUGACCAAAGUCGUGUCCUGCUUGUCCAGUUGUAUCUUCCCUGACAAAACCACGUACCCCAUCGACGAGACCAUGAUACACAAUGGAUCACCUCAUGACUCCAACUUUGGAUACUCGCACGCAAAGCGGAUGAUUGAUGUUCAGAACCGGGCAUACUCUCAGCAGUACGGUCAUUGCUACACGGCGGUCAUCCCAACCAAUGUUUUUGGUCCACAUGACAACUUCAACAUAGAAAAUGGUCAUGUGCUGUCGGCACUCAUCAACAAGACGUACAAGGCCAAAAAGGAAGGAACUCCAUUGACGGUCUGUGGCUCUGGAGCUCCUAAAAGGCAGUUUGUCUACUCCCUGGAUUUGGCUCGUCUAAUCAUUUGGGUCCUGAGAGAAUAUGAAGAAGUUGCCCCCAUUAUCCUCUCUGUGGGUGAGGAGGAUGAAAUCUCAAUCAAAGAAGCUGUGGACAUGAUCACAAAGGCUGUCGACUUCAAAGGAGAAAUAAAUUUUGACACCACCAUGUCAGACGGCCAGAUGAAGAAAACCGCCAGCAAUGCCAAGCUGAGGCGCCUCCUGCCCGACUUCUCCUUCACACCCCUCAAUGAAGCUAUAAAGAUGACAUGCGACUGGUUCGAGACCAACUACAAGAAUGCCCGAACAUGAAGUGACCCACCAUUGGCAGCAUUCUUUGGUUCUGGUGUGAUGCAAGUUGUUAUGACUGUCUCAUAUUGAUACAUUUAGUGCCACAUUAAACACA